CCCGACGCGUAGCGGAGGGCAGUAAACUUCAUUCUCGGGAGGAAAAGUAACACUUUCCUCCCUUGUUAUACAAAUAGCUAUUUUUCACGGUGGAAAAAGUGAACAUUUACGCAUCAAUAGAAAUGCAGAAAUGCCUAGUUUUUUGACAGUUGUUCAAAAAAAUAUUCAUAAUUUUGCAGUUUCCAAAACAUAAAUUAACAACUCCUAUGUUUUACAGAAAAUGAACAUCUCACUGGCAAAUUCUACGUUCAACGAAUCCGACCUGGAACAGGAAUUCGUAUUCAAUCGUGGAGUUGAAGAAUUGGCUUCCAGAAUAUUCUUAGAAUUGUUCACCAUCUUGUCUUUCAUAUGCAUUGCCUUCAACAUCAUCAUCAGUUUCGUCAUCUUGAGAUACCGAAGACUUCGAGAGGAAAAAUCGAACAUUAUUUUACUUCAUUGGGCGAUUAUGAAUUCUCUUUUCAUGUUGUCUACGCCUACGAAUUACAGAUUCAUGCACGAUUUUUCAGAUGCAAUCGAUUACUUAUCGGUGUAUUGUAUAGUAGAACAAUUUGAACACACCUUCCUCUUAGCUGAUAUUCUUCUAAUUACGUUUCUUGUGAUAUACUGGUAUCUAAGAUUAUAUUACCCAAGUAAAUUUCAGAAUAUUGUUAAAUAUUUUGUUAUUUAUAUUAGUUGUUUGUAUGUAUUAUGUGUUAUUAUCCUGGCUGUUGAAAUACAUUCGUGUAACAAUAACAUAUUCGGUUUGGCGCAAAUCACCUUAUUUUUAUCGUACUUGCUAUUUUUUCUCUUCAUGGUUAUCAUGAAUAUAAUUCAUGCAGUCAGAAAAAAAAGUUUGCCUCAUAACUCCAAUAAACGAAAUUUGCCAUUCGUUCUGUCGAAUACCUUUUUUGUUUGUUAUAUCCCAAUUGUUGUUUCUCUUUUCCUUGGGUUAUUGAUAGAAUUCAAUUAUAUAGUUUUGUUAGCUACUAUAUACACAACUUUUUUCAUAUCAAUAAUGACACCUGUAUACUUUUUUAUGAUACUGUAUAAAUACGACGAUGAUUUCCAUACAUUUUUCAGACAUGUACUUACUUGUAAAUGUAGGCAGUACCAGGAAGAAUUUCAGGAACAGCAAGUUGUUUAUAAUAACGAUGUUAACGUUGAUGAAAAUAAAUGUUGAAGAGAU
Messenger RNA from Leptinotarsa decemlineata (Colorado potato beetle), 1165 nucleotides. RefSeq lists its product as uncharacterized. The record is from RefSeq and is a predicted model, not a curated record. Gene Ontology annotation, cellular component: plasma membrane; neuron projection. Lineage: Eukaryota; Metazoa; Arthropoda; Insecta; Coleoptera; Chrysomelidae. Gene Ontology annotation, molecular function: G protein-coupled receptor activity; peptide binding.